Molecule: messenger RNA, 1383 nt
Organism: Sodiomyces alkalinus F11
Lineage: Eukaryota; Fungi; Ascomycota; Sordariomycetes; Glomerellales; Plectosphaerellaceae
Product: mannose-6-phosphate isomerase
Exons: 2
Coding region: 1-1383 (460 amino acids)
Biological process (GO): carbohydrate metabolic process; GDP-mannose biosynthetic process
Cellular component (GO): cytosol
Molecular function (GO): zinc ion binding; mannose-6-phosphate isomerase activity
Source: RefSeq, a predicted model, not a curated record
AUGGUGCCCGUACCGCUCAUUCGUCUUCAGUGUGGUGUUAAUUCAUAUGAAUGGGGAAAGAAGGGCUCUGAGUCGGCUGCUGCGCGUUUUGCUGCUGCCACUCCAACUGACAGCCUCUCUAUCCAAGAUGACAAACCCUACGCAGAGCUCUGGAUGGGCACCCACCCUAAUAACCCGUCCAAGGACUGGGCUACAGGCCGCGCACUAGCAGACCUCGUUCAGGAGAAUGCCCAGCUUCUCUCCUCUUCCGUCAUAGCCAAGUAUGGCACCCAGCUCCCUUUCCUCCUCAAGGUCCUUUCCAUCGACAAGGCCCUCUCCAUCCAGGCCCACCCCAACAAGAAGCUCGCCGAACAGCUUCACGCUCGUGACCCCCAGAACUACCCGGACGGCAACCACAAGCCUGAGAUGACCAUUGCCAUCACCCCAUUUGAGGGUCUCUGCGGUUUCCGGCCCCUGAAUGAGAUCGCUCACUUCCUCAGAACUGUCGAGCCCCUUCGAGCCAUCGUCAAGCCCCACAAAGCAGAUGAGUUUGUCUCCUCCAUCGAGACGUCGGCGUCGUCGUCUGCCGAGGCACCCUCGGAUGAAGUUCGCCAUCACAACAAGACGGCCCUCCAGCAUAUCUUCGCCUCUCUACUUUCCGCCACCCCAGAUGAGAUCAAAACAGAGACGGCCAACCUCGUUGCUCUGGCCCAAAACGAGGGCGAAAACUUCGCAGCCGGCGGCACCCCCUCCUCCUCCUCCGGUGCCGUUCUCUCGGAGCUCGUCACCCGCCUCAACCGCCAAUUCCCGGACGAUAUCGGCCUCUUCGUCUUCUUCUUCCUCAACUACGUCCGCCUCGCGCCUGGUGAGGCCCUUUUCCUUGUGGCUGACGAUAUCCACGCCUAUCUUUCCGGUGACGUCGUCGAGUGCAUGGCCUCCUCCGACAACGUCGUCCGUGCCGGCUUCACUCCCAAGUUCAAGGAUGUCACCACCCUCGUGGAUAUGCUCACAUACAACACCGCCCCGAUCGAAGACCAGAAACUGCAGCCCACCGAGUACCCUUACGCCACCCUUAACCGCGCCGCGUACUCGGCCGGCUCGUCCGUCGCCCUCUACGACCCGCCCAUCGAGGAGUUCAGCAUCGUCCGCACCGUGCUUCGUGGUGACGCUGCCAAGGCCAUUUUCGAGCCCCUCGACGGCCCCAGCAUCGUCAUUUGCACCGCCGGUCGCGGCACCAUCGGUGUCGGCCCUACCGUGGAGCGCAUCAGCGAGGGCCACGUCUAUUUCGUCGGAUCCACUGCCGAACUGACCCUGCAGUCGGAAGGCGGCCCCGACGAUGAGUUUAUUACGUUCAAGGCGUUCUGCGAAGUGGACAACCCUCGCGAUUUGGGCGAGAAGCUGUAA